Messenger RNA from Myxocyprinus asiaticus (Chinese sucker), 5126 nucleotides. Its product is annotated as inactive phospholipase C-like protein 2. NCBI's taxonomy places the organism in Eukaryota, Metazoa, Chordata, Actinopteri, Cypriniformes, Catostomidae. The record is from RefSeq and is a predicted model, not a curated record. The coding region runs from base 365 to 3667 and encodes 1100 amino acids. Gene Ontology annotation, molecular function: phosphatidylinositol-4,5-bisphosphate phospholipase C activity. The transcript is spliced from 6 exons. Gene Ontology annotation, biological process: intracellular signal transduction; lipid metabolic process.
UACAGUACACGAAGCUGUUAGUAUGGGUGUAUUGAUGGGACAGUGUGCCUAUGUUGUGUUUUUGAGCGAUGGCAGUGAAUUAUUUUGAUGUGAAGUGAGUUCAGCAGGUGGCAGUGUCUAUCAGAGCAGCUCAACAAUGAGACUUGGAACAUUGUAACAUUCGAACGUUCGAACACCGCGCGCGCGGAGAUACAAUGUAUUGAGCCCGACAGAUGCUGCCGCGCGGCAACACGGAUGCGAAUUAAACCUGCGGAAUGGCUUAUAAUUUCUCUCUAACGUCCAUUCGAAAGCUCCAAUCGCUCAAUCCUCGAACCGACAGCUAAUACUGCCAGGCACAGGCUGCUGUGUUCGCGUACGCUGGCUCAUGGCGGAGUUUGUCGCCGAGAACUGCGUGGUAUCAUCGCAAAACGGCGGCGGGAAAUCUGCCCAGCCCGACGAUGAGGCGGAGGGCAGAGCUCCGUGCGAGGUGUCGGUCUCGAACGGGGACUGUGGACUGGGCGAACCCGAGAAGCAAGGGCUCGAGAAUGCCACAUCUGUCGUGUCGGACGGUAAACCUGGACUACCACGGAAGACCAGUAUUAUAAAGGAUGGCUCCAGGCGAUGCAAGGAAAGGAAAAAGACAGUGUCGUUCAGUAGCAUGCCAACAGAGAAGAAAAUCAGCAGUGCAAGCGACUGCAUUAAUUCAAUGGUGGACGGCUCGGAACUGAGAAAAGUACGCUCCAACUCAAGAGUCUACCAUCGCUACUUCCUCCUAGAUGCUGACAUGCAGUCUUUGCGGUGGGAGCCAUCCAAAAAAGAAUCCGACAAGGCCAAGAUUGAUGUCAAAUCUAUUAAAGAGGUGCGAACUGGUAAAAACACAGACACCUUUAGGACCAACGGAAUUUCGGAUCAAAUUUCAGAGGAUUGUGCAUUCUCCGUUAUUUAUGGGGAGAACUACGAGUCACUCGAUUUAGUGGCAAAUUCAGCGGAUGUAGCUAAUAUAUGGGUGACGGGACUCAGGUACCUUAUAUCUUAUGGAAAGCACACCCUUAACAUGAUUCAGAGUAGCCAGGACAGCAUGCGUGCCUCCUGGCUGGGCGACCUCUUCGACGAAGCCGAUGUGAUUGGCGGAAAAUGCAUCAGUCUUUGUUCAGCCAUACAGCUGAUCAAAAAGUUAAGUCCCGGAGUGAAAAAUGUCAAGAUAGAGCUCAAGUUUAAGGAGUUGCACAAAGCAAAAGAUAAAACAGGUUGCAACGUGACCAAAGAGAAGUUCAUUGAAGUCUUUCAUGACCUCUGCACAAGACCAGAGAUUUAUUUUUUGUUGGUUCAGUUCUCAAGCAACAAGGAAUUUCUCGAUACCAAGGACUUGAUGAUUUUUUUGGAGGCAGAACAAGGUAUGGCCAAAGUGAGUGAAGACAUCAGCAUAGAAGUUAUUCAGAAAUAUGAACCCUCAAAAGAGGGGCAACUCAAGGGAUGGCUUUCCUUGGAUGGAUUUACCAAUUACCUCAUGUCACCGGACUGCCACAUAUUUGAUCCUGAACAAAAAACAGUAUGCCAAGAUAUGAACCAACCCCUUUCUCACUACUACAUCAACUCUUCCCAUAAUACCUAUCUGAUUGAGGACCAGUUCCGGGGUCCAUCAGAUAUAACCGGGUACAUCCGUGCCCUAAAGAUGGGCUGCAGAAGUGUGGAACUUGAUGUGUGGGAUGGGCCAGAUAAUGAACCAGUCAUUUACACUGGCCAUACACAGACCUCACAGAUCGUCUUCCGCAGUGUCAUUGACAUCAUCAAUAAAUAUGGUUUCGUGGCAUCAGAAUUUCCUUUGAUCUUGUGCUUGGAGAACCACUGCUCUUUACAGCAACAAAAGGUAGUGUUUCAACACCUUAAAAAGAUACUUGGGGACAAAAUUCACUCAGAUCCUCCCAACAUUGAGGACAACUACCUUCCGUCCCCCUCGGAAUUGAAGGGCAAGAUUCUUUUGAAGGGAAAGAAACUAGCGAGCAACUUUACAGGCUCCGAAGGUGAGGUGACAGAUGAGGAUGAAGGCGCGGAAAUGUCUCAACGAAUGAACAAUGAGGGAGGCGAACAGCAAACAGUUGCUCAACCCAAACGGUUUCAGCUCUCCAAGGACUUGUCUGACUUGGUAACCUUGUGUAAAUCCGUCCGGUUUAAGGACUUUCAGACAGCUUUCCAGAACCAGAAGCACUGGGAGCUUUGCUCCUUCAACGAGGUCUUUGCUUGUCGGUGUGCCACAGACUUCCCUGGGGACUUUGUUAACUACAACAAGAAGUUUCUGGCAAGGGUUUAUCCCAGUCCAAUGCGGAUUGAUUCCAGCAACAUGAACCCUCAGGACUUUUGGAAAUGUGGCUGUCAAUUAGUAGCAAUGAACUACCAAACACCGGGUCUCAUGAUGGACCUCAAUAUCGGUUGGUUUCGACAAAACGGCAACUGUGGUUACGUACUACGCCCAGCCAUCAUGAGGGAGCAGGUGUCUUAUUUCAGUGCCAAUACUAAGGACUCAGUUCCUGGUGUGUCUCCACAGCUUCUUCACAUAAAGAUUAUUAGUGGACAAAACUUUCCCAAACCCAAAGGCUCAGGUGCCAAAGGUGAUGUCGUAGAUCCCUAUGUUUACGUUGAAAUUCACGGCAUCCCUGCAGAUUGCGCAGAGCAAAGGACUAAAACGGUCCAUCAGAAUGGCGACAAUCCCAUCUUUGAUGAGAGUUUUGAGUUUCAGAUUAAUCUUCCGGAACUGGCAAUGGUGCGCUUUGUCGUUUUGGACGAUGACUACAUUGGGGAUGAGUUUAUUGGUCAGUACACCAUUCCGUUCGAGUGCAUUCAGCCUGGUUUCCGCCACAUUCCCCUUCAGUCUCUAACAGGUGAAGUGUUACCACACGCCUGGCUCUUCGUCCAUGUGGCUAUUACGAAUCGGCGUGGAGGCGGUAAGCCUCACAAAAGGGGGCUUUCGGUCCGCAAGAGUAAACGGGGUCGGGAAUACGCCACCAUGAGGAUACUUCUCAUCAAGUCUGUAGAUGAAGUCUUCAAAACUGCUGCACAGCCACUACGGGAAGCCACGGACCUCAGAGAGAACAUGCAGAAUGCUAUUGUGCCCUUUAAAGAGCUGUGCGGUCUGUCUGCGGUGGCCAACCUGAAGCAAUGUAUUCUCGCACUUUCUCCGCGCCUCAUCGGGCCAGACAACAGCCCAGUUCUGCUGUUUAACCUUAAGGAUCAGUAUCCCACCAUGGAGGCCCAGGGUCUGCUGCCUGAAGUCCUGAAGAAAGUGGUCACAACUUAUGAGAUGAUGAUCCAGACAAGUCAAACACUGCUUGAGAACUCUGAUAGUGUGUACGACAGAAUACUGCAAGUCCAGAAAGCAGCGAUGGAGUUUCAUGAGAAUCUACAUGUCAUGGCGGUGAAGGAGGGACUCAAAGGAAGAAAACUCCAUAAAUCUGUGGAGAGCUUCACCUGGAACAUCACAAUUCUGAAGGGCCAGGCUGAUCUGUUGAAACAUGCCCGAGCUGAAGUGCUCGAAAACCUGAAACAGAUCCACUAUGCUGCGCUCACCUGUAAUCUGGUGAAGGGAGGAGGGCCUGGGCCAUCAUCAGGGUCUGACUCCAAGGGCCGGCACAGUCUAGAGGCCAUUCCCGAAAAAGCUGUCGGCGAGGAGGACAUCACGGAUGAGGAGAACUGAGGGUGCUGAUCCCUUCCGCCCAAAAAAAAAAAAUCACACAAAUUCUGCUUCUCGAUCCCAGGGCCAGAAGCAGAGGCAUCUGUGAACAUUCUGAACAAGCUCAGCACAUCACCCACUGGAUGCCUCCGAAAGAAAUCCGCAGAAAAGGGGUGCUUUAGGAGAGGAGCAAAGGUCUGUUUCCGUCUCCGCCCAAUCUACUUCCUGUGUCCUGCCCCCCGCCCAUGUCUCUUCUUAACGCCACAGGUCUCUAGGGUCAGGUGGCCGUUCCAAACCUCGCUUAAGGGCAUUUCUACAAGCACAAACUUUAAGAGUAUUAAGAGGAAUUCGAACUGGAGCCAUGAAUGUAAUAGAAUUCAGAUUUGAAUCCAGAUUCUGGAUGUCGAGUGUGAAUGGAAAGAGGAAAGCUGUUUACAAUAAGAACUAAUUCAUGUUCUGUCUGCAAAAUAGUAUGUGUGUUGUGUGUAUAUAUACAGUAAUAUAUAUAUAUAUAUAUAUAUAUAUAUAUAUAUAUAUAUAUAUAUAUAUAUAUAUAUAUAUAUAUAUGGAGAUGUUACCUUUUUUCGCUAUGUGAACUUUUAAUGGAGAUUAUUUUGUUAAAGAAAUGGAUGUUUUAAAAGAUUUCAUAUAUUAUUUGCUUGUACAAAUAUGUCCAGAAAGGAUCUUACAAGAUCAGACCCUUUCCGUUUUUUAUUUUUAUUAUUAUUAUUUGUAUAGAUUUAGGAGGAAUUUGAGGGCGUAUGCCACUUUGUGAUUCAAGAGAGAGUCUAGUUUUAGAUAUUACCAGCAGCUACUGUACAUGUGAAUAGGUAAGUGUCUAAAGGCCGAUUGUUAAGUGUCUUCGGACAUGCACACACUGCAACGUUUCAGGAGUGACAAUUGCAUUUAAAGCUGCAUUUAAAAUGUCACGAUUUACAAGUUACAAUUUAAUGUAAAUGCUGUUGUCACUACCUACAUUUUUCAGUACAGAACAGGACUGAACACUCAAGUGGCAUGCAGUUGAAUUUUGCUGCAUUGUGAACGUGGCCCUUGAGAGCAGACCGAAUACUAUAUGUUGAGUGUUGCGGUUAAGCUUAUCAACCAUUCCUGGAAACAAAGUAGUUUAUGAAUACUGUUAAAAUAUGAUUCUACCAUGUUGCUAAAGAUCUGUCUUACAUUGCCUUUAAUCCGACAAGUCGCUUAUAGUUUGUCAGUAUUUGUUUUUUUUGGCUCAUUCCGUUGGUCUUCUCAUUGUGCCAAGCUACUGUUGGAUCUUGUGAACUACUUUCAUAGGAUUUUACAAGUUGUGACCAGAGAAUUAACUGGACAUGAAAAAAGAAACAGUUUGUUUAUACAUUUCAGUGCUGUUAUUGUGUAUUUAUAACUAUAGUUAACCAUUUAUACCAGUGAGGAGUGGAUGAUGGUUUCCAAGACUCUGUUUAGACCCCAUGCUCUGAAAUAAACCAUUAAUUAAAUUCUUGAA